AUGAAAAAGACUAACUCUCCUAAUUAUCCUAACAACUUGAACAACAAAUAUCACCUAAAUAACGCCUUAAACAUCAAUAAACUGAAUGAUAAUUUCAACAGCAAGACUGAUAACUUCAACAGCUGCAAUAGUUUCAACAACAAGAAAAGGAUCCUACACUCCCACCUCAAAAACUCUCUCGACGACAAUGAAGAUGGAGACAGUGAUGGUUACAAAUUGGAGAAAGAUUUCAAAUCAGGGAAAAGUUUUAUAGAAGGCAUACUGGGCUGCUUGAAGCCGAUGUUAAACCUUUUUAGUAGAAACAAGAAUAACAUUAACGAUGACAGCAGCUGGGAGAUAGAGUUCGAGAGUAUAUCAGACCUGGAAUGGCUGGGCAGCGGAACCCACGGCGCAGUUUUCCUCGGCAGGUGGCGAGGCGAGCUGGUGGCCGUCAAGAAAGUUAGGAGCAUCUCCGAGGCUGAAGUUAGGCAUUUAAGGAAACUGAACCAUCCUAAUAUCAUCACUUUAAAAGGCAUAUGUACACAGCCACCAUGUUUCUGUAUUGUCAUGGAAUACUGCCCAUACGGCCAACUGUACGAAGUUCUACGAUUUGCAAAAACACUUCCGCCGCACCUACUGUUUGAUUGGUCAAGACAGAUAACCAAUGGCAUGGCUUAUUUACACUCUCAUCGAAUCAUUCAUCGAGAUUUAAAAUCACCCAACAUUCUCAUCUCGCACAAUGAUGUAGCCAAGAUUUCUGACUUCGACACGUGUCGCGAGUGGAAGGAGAGGAGUGCCAAGAUGUCCUUCGUUGGAACCGUCGUCUGGAUGGCGCCGGAAGUCAUCAGGAAUGAACCCUGCUCCGAUAAGAUCGACGUCUGGUCAUUCGGUGUGGUCCUUUGGGAAUUGAUGACGUUGGAGAUCCCGUACAGGCACGUGGAUUCAUCUGCCAUUAUGUGGGGAGUUGCCAGUCACACAAUGCUCCUUCCCAUUCCCGAAACAUUCCCACAAGGAUUUAAGUUGCUAAUGAAGGAAUGCUGGAACGCCAAACCACGAAACCGACCAUCAUUUCGUCAAAUACAGAUGCACCUGGAGAUAGCAGCCAACGAUUGGCUGAGCAUUGAGGAGGAGGAGUUUUAUAAUUUGCAGCAACAAUGGGCCGCUGAAAUCAGCGAAAAACUGGCCACUAUGCAGAAAGAAGGUUUGAAUUGUCCGAAAAUUGAGGAGGACCUUGUUAGGAAGAGGAAGGAGGAACUGAGACACGCACAGGACAUACGGUUGUUGUAUGAGCAGAAAUUGGAGCGUACAAACAAACUGUACACUGAAUUGACGAGUAUGAUGCAGAAGCUGGAUGAAAGGGAGGAACGAGUCGUCAGGUUGGUUGGUUGA
This is a messenger RNA of Helobdella robusta, 1368 nucleotides long. RefSeq lists its product as hypothetical. The record is from RefSeq and is a predicted model, not a curated record. Gene Ontology annotation, molecular function: JUN kinase kinase kinase activity; ATP binding. Gene Ontology annotation, biological process: protein phosphorylation. Bases 1 to 1368 code for a protein of 455 amino acids. NCBI's taxonomy places the organism in Eukaryota, Metazoa, Annelida, Clitellata, Rhynchobdellida, Glossiphoniidae. The transcript has 8 exons.